AUCUCUCCUUGUUCCGAAUCUCAUCCGUUGUUUCCUUGUCUGGUGCUUUGAGAAAUAGCAGACCCAGCGUUAUCCAGGCUAUGGAAAGUCCCGGGAUGGAGCCCUUUGUGGAUGUGGACCAAGGCAUCUGCCUCGCCUUCCUCUCCCUGAUGGGUCUCUUCCUGCUGGCCAUGAUGGUGAGGUGCGCCAAGCUGAUCGUGGAUCCUUAUAAGGCCAUCCCCACCUCCACCUGGCAGGAGGAGCCCUUGGACUGAUGGCCUCGCGGCAAGUCCAGGAAGGUGGAAAAGAA
Thamnophis elegans (Western terrestrial garter snake) is the source of this 289-nucleotide messenger RNA. Its product is annotated as cortexin domain-containing 1-like. The transcript has a single exon. The coding region runs from base 81 to 254 and encodes 57 amino acids. The record is from RefSeq and is a predicted model, not a curated record. Lineage: Eukaryota; Metazoa; Chordata; Lepidosauria; Squamata; Natricidae.